AUGCAAUUGGUGUUACCGGAUUCUAUCUGCUCUCGAUCCGAGUGGGGUGUCGGUGAGGAUACGAAUGUAUUUGAGCGACUUCCUAUCACGAUGGUUGAAUUUGUGAUACCGCCUGACCACCCACAGGUACAAUUCGAAGCGGAUAGGGACCCGGACAAUGAUUCAGUCAAUGUACGAGUCAGAGAUAUGGGAGAGCGCAUUGACUUUUUGGAGACCGAAGUCACAUGCUUCCAUCCCGUCGAGGGCCUCACACAACCUGGACUUGAUUCAAAGACCGGUCUGCUUUACCACGCGGGUGACUUCUAUGUCUCAAAAGAGAAUAUGACUAUCGGAUCCAAGCUUAUCGCAGACAAGACCAGGCUAGACCAGAUUGAUCAUGAAAAGUUGGAAGGCCACGCUUCUGUUUAUGACAACAAUGUCGCAGUUGGCCCUUGGCCACAAUUGCUCCGGAACAUCUCGUUGACGCGAACGACGAGAACUGGGGAUGACGUUUCGCAGACUCUCCAAGCUUUAUAUAUUUCAUCCCAGAAGAAUGUGACUAGGCCUGCAGCCACUGACAACUACAGUCAUGUGACCAUCCGCCGCGACGAUACGAAUGUUUGUUCGGAUGUACGAUUCCUUGUACCUGCGAGAUUAUCGGACUACACCCCAGAGGAGGCGGAUGUUGCGGGAAGGACUGGACCGUUGUCACGGCCUAGCUGGGACGCAGGGAAUUACUACGUGUGA
Molecule: messenger RNA, 726 nt
Organism: Cryptococcus amylolentus CBS 6039
Lineage: Eukaryota; Fungi; Basidiomycota; Tremellomycetes; Tremellales; Cryptococcaceae
Exons: 1
Coding region: 1-726 (241 amino acids)
Source: RefSeq, a predicted model, not a curated record